Vespa velutina is the source of this 9905-nucleotide messenger RNA. RefSeq names its product nucleolar pre-ribosomal-associated protein 1. Bases 3990 to 9875 code for a protein of 1961 amino acids. The transcript is spliced from 8 exons. Gene Ontology annotation, cellular component: nucleolus. The record is from RefSeq and is a predicted model, not a curated record. Lineage: Eukaryota; Metazoa; Arthropoda; Insecta; Hymenoptera; Vespidae. Gene Ontology annotation, biological process: maturation of 5.8S rRNA from tricistronic rRNA transcript (SSU-rRNA, 5.8S rRNA, LSU-rRNA); maturation of LSU-rRNA from tricistronic rRNA transcript (SSU-rRNA, 5.8S rRNA, LSU-rRNA).
CAAUUUAUAUGAAUUAUUUCUUCCAAUGUGUUCAUAUAAUUAUUUUAUGAGUUUUUAAAUUUUAUGUAAAACAUAUGAAAUAUUUUAAUAAUUUUCAAAAAAAAAAGAAAAAAAAAAGAAAAUAGAUGAGUAGAAGGGAAGAUGUAACUUCUAUUAGAAACUUUUUUGUUUUGAAGUUCAUCUUUACACUGUGCAAAUUAUUGAAACAUAAAUAAGUGAUAAACGUGCUUUUAAAUUUUUCCAGUUUUUUUUUUUUUUUUUAAUAUUUACAAAUAAAACAAAUAGUACUUUAAGAUUUACAUAGUCAUUAUAAUUUUAAAUAUAUAUACUGUUUUUAAUUGAUUAAGUAGAUUCAUAAGGUCAAUUUUGAAACUUUUAUAAUAUUGAUACUUAUUUUCAUAUAAGUUAAAAUACAAUGAAUGCUCGCACAUAUAAAUCAUGAACUUAUAAAUUAAGUAUUUAUACUUUUAUUAAAAAAUUAAUGGUGUGUAGAUAGAUUAAAAUUUAUCUUAUAUAAUUUAUCAAUAUUUUUUAAUCAUCAUUUUGAUACAAAAAUAAUUAUGAAUUCCAGUUACAUAUGUAAUACACAUGUAACACAUUCCUUGAAUAACUUAGAGAAUCCUCAACAAUGAGAGCAUACUAGAAAAGAGAAUAAUGAAAUGAUGAAAGCAUCACUUAUGGUAUGAUACAUUAAUCCUUUUGAUUGAAAAAAGAUGAUCUAAGGAAGCGUGAUAUAUAAACGCAUUGUAUAUUGAAAAUGUAAAAAGGGUUAAUGUUAUAUAAAUUGUAGAAGCUCAUUAUGUGUCAAGACUUGGAGAUACUGCCUAUAUAAGUUAAACUGCCAUUUAAAAUACUAAUAUACAUGCUUAUAAACAAAUGCUAAUUUUGGUACUUAUUUAUUAAAAAUAUAAUGAAUAUUUAAAGACAAGAAAUAACUUUAUCGAUAUUUUAUAUUGCACUGUAUAGAAAAUGUAACUGUUAUAUAUUUAUACAGAAAAAAAUUAACAUUAAACGAUUUCAUUUCACUAAAAAAAAAGCGCCACUGAUAUUUUGACUAAAUCAAUGGAUAUGAUGCAUAUUUAAUAUUGUUUUGUUGUCAUAUGUCUUUAAAUAUAAACAGUCUAAAGUUAUGAACCUGCAAAAAGAAUUAAUAAAUUAGAAGUUCUAUAUUAUUUUUUACUUUAAUUAUUUGUAUAUAAUAUUUUUAUACCUGUAUAACAAAAUAGUAAGUGGAGCUGUAAAUCCAUGCCAUAAAGAAUGAGCAUCAAAAAUCCAAAAUAUUGGUGAAAAAUCAAGCACUUCUAAUAAAGUAACAAGAACUGCUAAGAUAUUAAACCAACCAAUGAGAUAUGCGUGAGGUACUUUAUGUCUGACAUGGUACCACCAUGACAUUGUUAUUACAAAAGUUAAAAAACCUAUAGUUGUAAAAUAUUACAAUUAUAGAUGUAAAUAUAUUAUUUAGUUAUAUGAUUACAUAAGUUGAUGUUACCUAUUACUAUAUUAAAUUUCAUGUUGUAUCCAUAGUUAAUUGCUCCAGACCAUAAGUGUGUUAGAUGCGCAUAUAAAAUACUAAUAUAACAACAAGUAAGUAUAAUAAAAGUUUUGGUAUGUUUGUAUGUCAUUCUAUAAUCAAUAAAAAAUUUCGAUUAUACACUAUUUAUAACUACAGAAUUAAAGUACUUUAAUAAUAUAUAUAUAUAUAAAUUAUAAAUUUUAUAUAUAUAUUUAUAUAUAAAUUUUACCUUAAUGACAUACAAUAUAAUAAUGUCAGUACAAUAGCAAAUGCACAUGAAUAAUCCAUUACUUCUGUAAAAUCUGUGUCACGUGCAUGGAAUAUUGUAGACCAAAACCAUCCAUUUAAACAAAUCUAAAGCAUCAUGAUCAACCAUAUUACAUUAAUUAUAUAAACUUUUUUUAUAAUAUUUCUAUAUUAUUAUAAUGUCCAAAUACUCACAAAACUAAAAUAUGACCAAACAUAGAACAUGGGAUAUUUUGAAUUUAUUUUUCUUUUAAAUUUCCAAUAUAAUACCCAAUGAGCAUAGAAAUUAAAUAUUGAAAAUAAAACAGAAGCUGGUUCUUGACAUCCAAAAAUACGUAUAAAUGGCCACUAUAAUAAAAUAUACAUAUAGUUUUAUUAUAUAAUUUUUAGUUUUAUAAAUAGAAAUUACAUGAUUCACAUUUUUUAUUAAUAACUUUUAUAACUCACUUUUCCAUAAAACUGUGGCACUGUCAAACCAUGAUUUACAAAAUAUUCAACUGUAUGCCACAUGCAAAUAUAUUUACAAUCUUCAAUGCAAGACCAUGAUAAUAACGAAAGGAAUAGAGAUGGUGGAUUAAUAAAAGUAGUAUCUGUACGGAAAGAAAACAUUGAAAGAUAUAAAUCAUCAGUAUUUUAUAAUAUUGGAUAUUUAUAACAUGUUAUGUUUAGAAAAUGUUCUAUUGAAAUUUUUAAUGGAAGUUCAAUUUUCUAUAGAAUUAAAACCUAAUCAAAUAAAACAAAUAAUACAAAUGUUAGAACAGGUGUUUCAUCAAGUAUCUUCAUAAUAAAUUUUAAUUAUAAAUCAAAUGAAUUAUAACUAUAAAAUAAGUUACAAUAUUUUGAAUACGUACCAUCUUUACAAUGAUUAAUACGAUAUUUCAUAAGACACUGAUUGUAAAUUUGCGAUCUGUCUCCUGUCGAUGCAAUUACAUUUGUAACAUAAUAUGUUUGAAGGAUCAAACAAAUUAUCCAUGCCGGUUUUAACAUAAUGUCACGAAUUAAUACAUCAUAAUAAAUAUAAUAUAUCUAUCUAUAUAUAUAUAUAUACAAAUAUAUUACUUAUUAUUGGGGAAAUAAAAUAUACGACACGUUUAUAAUAUACAAGUACGUAGAGAAAUAAUUAAAAAGAGAUAAGGAGAAAAAUUUGAUAAAAAAUUUAAUUAGAUUAAUUGACAGAUAUAAUAAACUGGCGGGUUAUUCACCGCCACUAUACUCGAAACAUAUGCGACUUCAGCGACAGGUCACGGACAAAAUAUGAACUACAAAUGCUAAUGGUUGGGAACACUAUGUCCUUCAUGCGUCUAUCGUAUCAUUGUAUAAAUAAGUUUAUGUAGGUUACAUCCCUUUAGCGCAUAAAAUAGUGUGCGAAAGAAAUAAUGUUUUAAUUUUGAUAAAAAUGAUAUAUAAAUAUAUAUAUUCACUAAUAACUUAUCAAAUAAUUGAUAAAAUCUUGCUUUUAGUAAGAAAUUAGCAAUGUAAAGAAUCAGUACUUUAAUAUUUAGUCAAACUUUGAUUGAAAAGAUUUUGUAAUUUCAAUGUAAAAAUACAUUGAAAUAUGCAACCAUUCGUCCAAUGAUAUUUGCAUUACAUGAUUUACAAUUAGAUUUUAAUAUAUCGCAAGUAAUAACCGUACCAGGUCUCAGCACAUUUAGAAAACCGCGGCCUAACGGUGACUAUUCAAAAAAUUUUCGAUACUGGAGUGACAUACCACUUGUCGAAAAUUAAAAUUUCAAUGCUAACUGGACGAGGAUAAAUAAUUAUUUAAAUAUUAGUUUGGUAUACUUCGAGUAUGUUUCAAAUUGUUUAAAUAAUUCAAAAAUUUGAUCGAAAGUAUAAAUAAUCGAAAGUAAAAAAUAUCAAAGUAUCGUGAUUGGUGCGAUUUGAUUUACCCGCGCUAAUACAGUUUUUAAAAUUUAUUACAAAUUAUCAAUAAAUUCUAUAUAUCUAUAUCUUUUAAUUGUUUUAAUUUAGAUAUAUGUACAUACAAAUCUGGACUUUUUAAAUCAAAAAAGUUAUAUAUAUAUAUAUAUGAUUAUUAAAAAAUGUUCGAAAAUUUUAUAAUCUAUUGGCAAUAUUGAAUCCUUUUCUAUUAUAUGAUAACUUCAAUAUGUCCGUACACGUGGUAUUGCGUUUGGAUAGGUUAUGAUACCUAAAGAUGAGUGUUUGUGUCCAAAAUUGUUUUAAGGUGCUAUUAUAAAAAAUAGAUAGUAUAUAAGAAAAACUAAAAAUAAUGUCACCAGUGACUAUUGAGAUAAUGAGUGCUAUAGAAAUAAUAAGUGCUAGUGAUGGACGAAAGAAACGAAAAAGGAAUAGAUCUUCUAUUAUAAAUGGUGUAGAAAAUGAACGAGUAAAUGGUGUUGAUGAAACAAAUUCAAAAGACACUAUUAUUCAGAAUGAAAACUCUAUUGAACGACCUAAAAAGAAAAGACGUAAACUUUCAAAAAUACAUACGAAUGAUAUAACUGAAAAGAACGAUAAAACUUCUAUUGAAAUUAAAGAAAACGAGAAUGAAAUUUCUGAUGAAAAAGUUGUUAAAAUUAAGACAAAAGGACUAUCUGGGAAAUAUUUUAGGAAAGCUUUUACUUCUCCCAAUGGUUUUGAUGAAUUAAAAACAUUUGUAACUAUAUGUACAGAAAAUAAAAAAAAAGAUUUGGCUUCUGAAUAUUUACUUGCUGGUGGAAAUAUUCUUGAAGUAUUGCGAUUGUUAGAUAACUCUGAUAACAAGAAUAUAAGCAAAGCUGCUACAGUGUUUACAGCAAUAAAUAUUUUGAUUAUGAAGAUUCUGGCAAAUUUUCCUCAGAAUCUACCAAGUGCAGAAGAGGCAUGUCGUCAUUUAAUUAAUUCACAUUUGUCUUCUGUAUAUUCGAUGCUGUCUACUCAAAGUAAUGCUAAACAGCAUAAAGUAGUUUUGAAAUUGCUUACAGCAAUUGUAUCCUUAGGUGGAACUCUUCCUAGAGAGCUGGUAGCUCAUUUAUCUUUUCAACCUAAAGUCAUAGAAUCUCUUUUACAACAUGCAAAACCAUCAGAUCCAGAAAAUGUAAGAACAUGUUACAUUCACUUCAUUCUUGCAUUUUUAAUAGAAGGAAAUAUUACAGUUAUUAAAUCGUUAUUAGAUAAACGAGAUGUACUUACUAGCAUUUUUCCUGGAUUGAUUUAUGAUAAACCAGAAAUUAUUAAUUUAGUAUUGGCUAGUAUAAAAAAAUAUAUUUUAGAAAACCCCGGUAUUAGUAAAACAUUAAAAUUGUAUGUUUUUUGUACACCUAUCGUUCAAAGUUUGGUUUCCCUUUAUAAUUGGAAAGGACCAAAUAACUGGUCUAAGGGAAAACGUAAUAAAACUGUUACAAAAGAUGUCCCUGCAGAAGAAAAAGAGCUUGUUACUAAUAUAGUACAUAAUUUUCUAAUCACUUUGCUCACAUCUCAUCGACAUGGUAUAAUUUUUCAUGAUCGUACCAUUGGUACUUCACGUGACAAACAUAAUAAUCAAUUGAUAAAUACUGUUCUUCAGAGCUUAGAUCGCCAUUGGGAACAUGUAAAACCAUCAGAUUUAGUUGUAAAGAUAAUGGCUGCUUGUCCAAGUCUGAUACGAUCACAAUUAAGCUAUUUAGAAUCUUAUUUAGAACCUAGAGUAUCUAAAAAGUGGAUUUCUGUUAUAACAUUUGUUAAACAGAUAAUUGAAACAGUAGAUAUGGACAUGUGUUUGAAAACAUGUUCCCCUGAAUUAAAUAUAUCUCAAUUGACCAAUGCCAUAGGAUCAUUAUGUGUGCCGUCAUUAUUAAUAAAAGCUGCAAUUAUACCAUCUUUAAAUCAUUCUAGUAUUAUUGUACGGCAUGAAGCUAUGGAAUUAUUUUUAAGUAUGAUAAAUCAGAUGAAGAAAUAUUUAUUAGCUACAAAAUCGUAUAAUAUGAAUAUAUUUGAAGUAAAAAAUAGUGUGAUGGAUUACAUCAUGAAGACUGUACCUAAUUUAAACACAAUAUUAAAAGUAUGGACAGAUGCUUUUAUUACAACUACAGAUGUAAAUAAUUUACAAGAAGAUAAUUGUUUAUCUGAGCCAUCUAAACAAAACCAUUUUUCUACAAUUUUAAAUGUACUUCAUACAUAUAAUGAUAUAUGUCCAGAACUUUUGGAUAUAACAUUGGAUAUACAACCCAAUUUAUUGUUUUCUGGAUUAAAUAAUUUAUAUGAUGUGGAUAAUGAUGAAUUAAUUAUUUUAAGGAUUAAAGCAAUACAGUUUUUGCUUGCCUUAGAUUCAUCUGAAUUUGCACCAUCUAAAACGACAUUUGUAGAAACAUUUUUAUUUUUAAGUCUUCUUCUAAAUGAAAAUUCAUCUAUAAUUUCUUCAUAUGCAAAAACAACUAUCAAAACGUUAUUAAAUGUAACAGGAAUAUUUGAAGGAUGUCAUGAACAAAUGGAUAUAUGGAUUAAUGGUUUAUGCAAUGUACAUAAUUCUGUGGACAAAGCAGAGGUAGUAAAUUGGCUUAUAAAGCUCAUUAAAACUACUAAUAAACAUAUGGAUAAGUAUGUAAAUAUGAUAAUAACGGCAGAAGAAGCUGCUAAUUCCGCUGAGGUAAUAAAUGCUAAUACAUUGAAAAAUAUAUUAUACGAACUUUAUACUAUCGAAGAUAGAAAAGAAAAGGACAAGAAUAUUAAAAAGUUGUAUAUGCAAUCAGCUACAUCUAUUUCACCUAUUUUAUGUUGUGCAAUUCAUAAAUUAAAAAUGGCUUCUACUUCUGUCUUAUUACAAUAUAUUUCUUAUAUAUUAGUACAUACACUACAUUAUCAAGUUAAUCCAGAACCUUUAAUAUAUUUGAUUACGGAUAUUCAAGAUUUACAAGCAGAAAAAUAUUUACUUAGUUGGUGUUCCAAUAGUAAUCCUAUAAGUAUACCAAAAAUAUUUUCAUCUAUGAAUAUUAUGCACAAAUUAAGUAAAGCAUUAAUGAAAAAUUCUACAAUAAAAUUGAACAAACUGUUCACCGGAGAUAUUAAAUUAAUUUUUAAAUAUGAAAAUGAAGAAGUAGCAAUAAAUCAUUCCUUAUCGACAUAUGAAAUUAUAGUACUGCAAAAAAUGAUUACAUUUUAUUUCACACAUGAUAUUCGUAAAAAUGAUUUAAAUGAAGUUAAAUUUAAUAAUUAUAAAAGAGUCAUAAUAUGUUUAUUAAAUAUAGCAAAUACCAUUAUGAUUGAAGAUAAUUCUACAUUUGUACAAAAUUUUGUAAAAACAAUUUUUAGUCAUCCGGUAAUUUUACAAUACUUUUCUUUCUAUCGUGAUGAGAGCGCUAUUGGAAGUACAAUAAUAAAUUUAAUUGUUGAUAUUUGUCAAAUAGUAAUUGAUGAAUAUAAGUUGUCUAUAAUUGAUUUACUUACGCCAUAUAAAAACAAGGCUAUAAUACAAAUUGAGAAAGUAGUACAUGAAAGUCAUGUUCAAUAUAUUUCCUCAUAUAAAAAUAUUAUUAUGUUAUUGGAACAAUUGCAACUUACUGCAGAAGAUAUUGUAGAUUUGCUUAUUAAAUUGUCAAAAGUGGAAAAAAAUAUGUUUAUGUUAAAAGACACGUCUAGUUUAUCAAUAUGUGGAUACAUUUUUCCAAAAUUAUUGCAACUUCUAUGCAAUGAAAAAAUCAGAUCUGUUCAUUCUGAAGUAUCAAAAUUAGAUACACACUUUAUUAAGAAAGCAUUUUCAUAUUUGACCUUUUUGAGACAACAUCAUGUAUCAGAUAUUAAUCUAUGGGAAACGGCUUUACGAGAAUAUCUAUAUUAUUUCCCUCAUAAUAUUGCUGCUAUUGAUACAAAUGUAUUUAAAUCAAUUUUGAAAAAAAACAUUGAAGAUACAAAUGCACAAUUGAUCUCAUUUUUACUCAGCAGAAAUGUAACAUUUUUACCUUCAUUUAUACAAUAUGCACUUAAAUAUGAAAAUAUGAAAGAAAAUACAUACUUACUAUCUAUAAUAGAAAAUAAUUUGAAAUAUGAAUGGAAAGAAGAUUUAAUAAAAAAAUUAAGUGAUUCUUAUAAGGAUGAAAUAUUACAUUAUAUAUCACAUCCCACAGAAUCUAAAAAGUGGAUAGAAGAAAAUACAAAUGUUAUUUGUUAUAUAAUUGACAAUUCAUUUGAUUUAGAAACAUGUAAAAAUAUAUGCUAUACUGUUCUACAAAUUGGUGAUCAAUUAAACAUGGUUCAUACAUGUUAUAUACACCUACUGAAAAGUUUAUAUUACAAAUAUGCACUUUUAGAGGAAGAUGAUAUUCAAGUAAUAAUGAAUUUUGUUCAAAUACUUUUUCACAUAAUUACAUUAACAUUAAAAAAGGAAUGUAAAAAUAUAGAGAAGCUAACACUUUUAUGUGAAAAACUGAAUAGUACAAUCAAUCAUUUAAAAGAAAAAAAGAAUGAUUUUAUAUUUGAAGAUUUAUGUAGAAAUCAUUCUUGGCCUCAAUUUAUCCGUUUUUCGCUGAAGUUAGGAUUCUCAUUAACGAAGGAUAACAAAACAUAUCUACCAAUAUUAAAAACUCUAUGCACAUUAUGUGAUGUGAUAUGUAAAGAUGACAGCAAUAACGAUUAUGCUAAGACGAUAUUUGAAAUGAUGACUUCUCAUUCCGAAUUUGUUAAUACCAUGUUAAAAUCUUCUGUAAUAAAAAAAGAUGUAAUACAGUUGCUAUGGAUUCUCAUUCAGAAAAACAAGUCUGUAAUGAUAUCAUCACAUAUACCACUUUAUUUAGCAGCUUAUGGUGCUACCCUUUCUGAAACAGAUCAACUUAUUUUGCUUAUACUGCAAUAUUAUGAACGUAAUAAUAUUAAAAUUAACGAAUACCGUCCAUAUUUGUGGGGCAAUGCAGCGGCAAUACAUUAUAGUGUCAAAGGUGAUGUAAGCACUGCACUUUGGAGGCAACCUUCUACUUUUGAAGUAUUAGCAUUAUUUGAGAAAGAAAUGGUCGAAAAUACUGUCAAAUAUUAUCCAAUAAAUAGAUCAUUACAGAGUAGUGAACUGUAUAAUGCAGGUGAUAUUUAUGACCCAGCAUUCUACUUACCUUUAUUGUGUUACUUACUAUCGGAUAAUAAUAUCGUACCAUGCUAUAAAAUAACACAGAGCGGAGCUUUGGCUCUUAUCUUAAUGGCAUGUAGUAGCAAUCAUAGCGAAGUUCGUAUGGCGGCAUAUACUGUUAUUUCAAGAUAUUAUUUUCAUCUUGAAUCAUCAAGUUUCAAAGAAAAAGUUCUUUGGAUGCGACUUAUCGAUUCCUUACGUAACGGAAUAUUAUCAACAGAAAUUAAUUUGCAUGAUAUGCAUAUAAUUUGUUUAGUAUCUACAUUUUUAGCCAGAACAUCUAUAAUAGCUACUCAACCAUUAAAUCCCCUUUAUUUGCCACUUCAUAAUUUUCUUAUGGCCAAGCCAGCAUUAGACUUAAACACAAUACCGGAAUUAUUACAAUUAUUUCAUAGUUCUGAUGUUCAUCAUAAGGAACACCGACAUUGGAUUUUAGAAACUAUUCGUGAUGGUAUCAAAACGGAAAGGGAUGUAGAGAUUGCAUGUAAAUGCAUGCUAUACAAGAUGUUAUUAGAUUUUUUUACUUGCUUGUUAUCAGAUAUAAAAACGAAGAAACUCAUAUUAGAAGUAAUCGAAUCGAGCACGAAAAUUCCUAAAUCAUGUCGUUUACUUAUACGAGGAUACGGAUUACUUUCUUGGUUGACAGAAACCGUAAUACGAUUGGAAAAUUGUGAUCCUCAAUACGUAACUCUUUUAAUUAACAUUGUCUCUAAUAUUUUGAAAGCCCUAUUAUGGGUCAAGCAAGAAUAUGAUUCUUAUAAAGUUUUGUUAUUAAAGAUUCUCUUAUCUUUGAAAACACGUUUGACUAUAGGGAUAAGUAUAUUCUCAUUCGAGCAAUAUCUUACUCUUUUACAAAAAUUACUUGUAUCAAAGGAUUUAAAUAAUAUUGUAAGUAAAGAGGAUAUGAAAGAUAUCGUGAAUUUUUCUAAACAUUUUAUUGGGAAAAUAGAUGAAUACGAAAAUAUGCUAGAUCAUGGUUGUGAAUACGUUAAUAAGACAGAAAUUUCAAAUAUGAUGAAUGAAUUAGAAGCAACGCGAACAAGUAUGCGAUCGUUGGUUUGGACAUGGUGUAAAUACAGAGUGAGAUGACAUCAAUAAUAAACUAAUUUUUAUUGUAAA